Molecule: messenger RNA, 963 nt
Organism: Pestalotiopsis fici W106-1
Lineage: Eukaryota; Fungi; Ascomycota; Sordariomycetes; Amphisphaeriales; Sporocadaceae
Exons: 2
Coding region: 1-963 (320 amino acids)
Molecular function (GO): catalytic activity
Source: RefSeq, a predicted model, not a curated record
AUGUGGCCACAAAUCUGGUGGAAGCUUUUCCUCGUAUUCUGCAUGAUUGUGUGUUCGACGGUGGAAGCGCUCGCUGCCAAUGAAAGCAGUAUCUUUGGCGUAAGCAAGUCUGUCGACAACAAUGGCACCAGACUGCACUACAUAGUCUAUGGAUCAGGAGAACCUCUUGUAUUCCAGCACGGCUUCCCUGACAGAGAAUCAACUUGGAACACUUACCAGAUUAAUGAGUUCGCUCAACGAUAUAAAGUGAUUACGCCGACACUCCGUGGAUAUCCACCAAGCGACGUGCCCUCUGGACACUCCAACUACAGCUCUCACUCGUUCGUCUCGGACCUUGCGUCGAUACUGGAUAACGAAAGCAUCGACCGUGCUAUCCUCAUUGGCCAUGAUGUGGGCGGGGUUGUGACGCAAAUGUUUGCCUACACGUUCCCAGAAAGAGUCACAGCGUUGGUCAUGACAAAUACUCCCUUCAUCCCGACCUUCAUUCCUCUGGUCGAGUUUGAUGCCGAGCAGCAGAAGAUGUCGCAUUACACCCUCAAGUACUUUGACUAUGUUGAGGGUCAACCCAAGAACAUAUCAACCAUUGUCGAGAACAUAUGGAACGAUACUUAUCGGCAGGAGAUUACUGAUUACUUGCAAAACUCACCGCUAGCGGGCAUGCUGAGCUUCUACAACGAGAAUUACCCAGCACCACCAUAUGGUCAACAAGUCAAUCUCGAUGGACUGAUUCAGAGUGUCCCGUCGUGCAUCAUCUGGGGAGAGGAGGACCCGUACUUCUCGCCACGAACCUUGGAUGGCCUCGAGAGCUGGUUUUCAGACGGUGUCAGACUUGUAACUAUUCCGCACGCAGGUCAUUGGUCUUUUCGAGAUCAGCCAACGCGUUGGAAUGCCGAGCUCGACUCGUUCCUAGGAUUUCUAGAAGCGUACACGUUUCCGGUGACCUUGGGGCCGGUCGGCAAAUGA